This is a messenger RNA of Oenanthe melanoleuca, 2904 nucleotides long. RefSeq names its product arrestin domain containing 1 (gene ARRDC1). The coding region runs from base 72 to 1343 and encodes 423 amino acids. Gene Ontology annotation, molecular function: ubiquitin-like ligase-substrate adaptor activity; ubiquitin protein ligase binding. Lineage: Eukaryota; Metazoa; Chordata; Aves; Passeriformes; Muscicapidae. Gene Ontology annotation, biological process: protein transport. The record is from RefSeq and is a predicted model, not a curated record. Gene Ontology annotation, cellular component: cytoplasm. The transcript has 8 exons.
CGGGGCAGGCACAGCGCGGGCCGGCCGCAGGUACGAGCGGAGCGGCGGAGAGCGGCCGGGCCGGCGCGGCCAUGGGGAAGGUGCAGCUCUUCGAGAUCCGCCUGGGCGACAGCCGCGUCGUCUACAGCCCCGGCGAGCCGCUGGCCGGCACCGUCACCGUGCGGCUUUCGGGCUCGCUGCAGUACCGAGCCAUCAAGGUGAGCUGCAUUGGAUCCUGUGGGGUGUCCAACAAGGUCAAUGACACAGCAUGGACUGUGGAGGAGCAGUACUUCAACAGCACGCUGUCUCUGGCAGACAAAGGGGUCCUGACAGCUGGAGAGCACAACUUUCCCUUCCAGUUCCUGCUGCCUGCCUCUGCUCCUACAUCAUUUGAAGGCCCUUUUGGCAAGGUCCUGCAUCAGGUGAAAGCUGUGAUAGACACACCUCGCUUCUCCAAGGACUACAAAUGCAACAAGAUCUUCUAUGUUCUCUGCCCUCUCAAUCUGAAUGACAUCCCUGACAUUGAGCAGCCCAACACCAUGUCCAUCACCAAGAGGUUCAACUACAAGCUUGUGAAAAGUGGCAACAUCAUCCUGACAGCCACAUCUGAUCUGAAGGGCUACAUCGUGGGCCAGGCCAUCCAGCUGCGCACAGACAUCGAGAACAAGUCCGGCCGCGACACCGGCGCUGUGGUGGCCAGUCUGCUGCAGAAAGUGGCCUAUAAAUCCAAGCGCUGGAUUUACGACCUGAGGACCAUCGCCGAGGUGGAAGGCUCAGGGGUGAAAGCCUGGAAACAUGCAGAAUGGAAGGAGCAGAUCCUGGUUCCAGCCCUGCCCCAAUCCAUUCUGCAGGGCUGCAGCCUCAUCCACAUCGACUACUACAUCCAGAUCUCCCUCAAGUCUCCAGAGGUUUCUGUCACUCUCCCCAUCUACAUUGGAAACAUUGCUGUGAACAGGGUCCCGCUGAGCCCGUCCCGCUCCAUCCAGCACAUCCCAUCUGUGGUGGUCCCCAGUGCCCCCCCAGAGGAAGAGGAGGCUGCCAGUGGCUAUCACCCCAUGGACAAUGUCUCCAUCCCCACCAAAAGCCAUUCCCAGCAGCAGCCCUUUAGCUACGCCCCAGGACUGAGCUUCCAGGAGAUGCGGGCGGACUCGGAGCAGACGGGCUCCCCAAACCACCCCACACUCUGCCUGUCCACGGGAGCCACUGUCCCCUACUAUGCUGAGGGGAACGUGGUGCCUGUCCCCACAGCCAGCUCCCUCAUCCUGCCCCCAGAGUACAGCACCUGGGGAUACCCCUACGAGGCACCUCCAUCCUACGAGCAGAGCUGCAGCAGUGCCAACUCCAGCAUCAGCAAUGGCAAUUAGCCCUCCCCUGCUCCGAGCCCACCCUGGCACCACGGGGCACCUGCCUGUGGCAAAGUCUGCUGCAGCACAAGGCAUCUCUUGUCUCUCUGGCUGCUUUGUGGGGGGAACUGCCACAUCCCAGCCUGGGCUUUGUAAGUCUCUUUCUAGGGAGGGAGUAAAAAAACCAAAAAGGGCAGCCAGAGCAGCCUGCAUGCCUGUAGGAGAGGUCUGGGAAACUGAGCUGUCUCCUGCUGCUGCACCAAGUGCUGGAGAGCUGGAUGUGGCCCUGGGAUGCCCUGGGCAGCAGCCUGUUCAGUACUGUAGUCAACACUAACUGCUUUACUAUCAAAGCACCUGUGAUGCCUUAUCUGAAACGCCCUGUCUUGGCACAGCUUCGCUCUAGGGGAAGGCUGGGCUGUGUGGACUUCCCUCUUUUAGGGGCUCUGUGCUCUCCACAAAUUGUUUUGACAGCCCUUCCUCCUUGUCCUCAGAGGUCCCAAGGGUAGCAGGUUCAAAAGGACUUUUGAAAAGCCAAAAGCACAAGGCCUUGCUGUACCUGAGCUGUGGGGGGAGUGACUGGCAGAGUGAGAGGCCAUGGGCACAGGGCAUAGGCCCUGGUGGGCUCUGGGGAGGAUCCUGGUGCUCCAUGGGGUGCCCUUUUCCAGCAGGGGUGGCUUUUCCCCGCCCUUGCUCACUGCUGGGCCCUGGCACACAGGAUAACAUCACUGGUCACUCUGCCAGUGGGGGGACCACACUCCAUGGCCCAUCUCUGCUCCUGCUGGGUGUGUAUCAAUCACAAAAGUCUGUCUGAUGCUACCUCUGAGUCUGCCCUGGGGCUCCCCCAUGGGAUCCUUCCCUUGGGCCACCCUCUGGGGGCUCUCCCUGGGAGUGGCUGUCCCUGCCAGGCAGCCACAAGGGUGCUGGGCUGGGGCCUGCUGUGCCACUGGUUUGCUGUGUGUCCCCUGAGCCUGAGCAGAAUGUGACAAUGGCCACAAAGCCUGUGGGAGCUGCUGUGCUCACCCACAGCCUCUGCUGCAGUCAGGGGAACAAGCUGAGUUUUCUUGCAACUUUUCUUUUGUGCUUUUUCUCCCUCACACACCUUGUUUAGCUGGUUUAGCAUUGACUGCCCAAGCUGAGGAAACCACAAGCCACAUCCCUCAGAGCACAGGUGCCCAGCCAGGCUGGAGCUGUGGCCUCCAGACCUUUGGCACCUCAGAGCUGCUCCCCAGUCUGGGCAGGCAAUACCUGACAGACCUGUAGGAGCAUUUCCAGCUGCUGCCUCCCUGCUCAGCCACCUCUGCACAACCCUCAGGCAGCUGGGACAGGCCCUGCUUUGCACUCUUUCUUUGCAAAUGCUUUUUUUUUUUUUUUUUUUUUGAAGCAUUGAACUGCUUUAAGGGUAGCAUAGGGAAGGUGCCAUUCUGAGCAGUGCUGGCACAACAUGCACCAAUGCUGAUAGAGUGAUUGUCAUUGUCCCUGAAUAUAUAUAAAUAUAUAUAUAUAUGAGAUGAAGUUGUUUUUAAUGAUUGAAUUCAGAAAUACAAAUUUUAAUGCUGUAUUUAAUAAAUUAUUCUAUGAGAAA